UUCAAGAAGAAUGUCAACCGCGCGACGACGCAGGUGAUGAUGAAGACGGGGCAUGUGGAGAAGACGAACGACCGAGACUACGAGGUUGAGGAAAGACGAUUCAGAACCAUGGAGGCCGCAUCGUUACGGCUGCAGAAGGAGGCGAAGGGAUACCUUGAUUCGUUGCGAGCCAUGACGGCGUCCCAGAUGCGCAUCGCCGAGACGAUAGAUGCGUUCUACGGCGACUCGGGCGCCAAGGACGGCGUGAGCAGGAGUUACAAGCAGGCCGUGGAGGAUCUCGACGCCGAGACGAUCAAGGCGCUCGACGGACCGUACCAACAAGCCGUCCUCGAACCCAUCUCCCGUUUCUGCGCAUACUUUCCCGACGUAAACGAGUGCAUUAAGAAGCGCGGCCACAAGCUCCUCGACUACGACGCCCUCCGCGCCAAGGUCAAGAAGCUGGUCGAGAAGCCCGACAAGGACGUGACGAAGCUGCCGCGCGCCGAGAAGGAGAUGGAGAUGGCCAAGGCGGCGUACGAGCAGCUCAACGAGCAGCUGUCGACGGAGCUGCCGCAGCUCAUCGACCUGCGCGUGCCGUACCUCGACCCGUCAUUCGAGGCGCUCGUCAAGAUCCAGCUGCGCUUCUGCGCCGAGGCGUACAGCCGCAUGGCGCAGGUGCAGCAGUACCUUGACGCCGACACGAGAGAGCAGUACGCGCAGGGACAACUGGACCAGCGGGUCGAGCAGGUGUUGCAGGAGAUUCGGGAGCUGAGCAUCAGCGGCACGGUAUGA
Messenger RNA from Colletotrichum gloeosporioides, 771 nucleotides. RefSeq names its product Protein hob3. NCBI's taxonomy places the organism in Eukaryota, Fungi, Ascomycota, Sordariomycetes, Glomerellales, Glomerellaceae. Gene Ontology annotation, molecular function: lipid binding; protein binding. Gene Ontology annotation, cellular component: actin cortical patch; Rvs161p-Rvs167p complex; mating projection tip. Gene Ontology annotation, biological process: actin cortical patch localization; actin filament organization; endocytosis. The transcript has 6 exons. The annotation marks the transcript as partial. The record is from RefSeq and is a predicted model, not a curated record.